Lytechinus variegatus (green sea urchin) is the source of this 1785-nucleotide messenger RNA. Its product is annotated as caspase-3-like. Gene Ontology annotation, cellular component: cytoplasm. The coding region runs from base 40 to 1332 and encodes 430 amino acids. Gene Ontology annotation, biological process: proteolysis; apoptotic process. The transcript has 6 exons. The record is from RefSeq and is a predicted model, not a curated record. NCBI's taxonomy places the organism in Eukaryota, Metazoa, Echinodermata, Echinoidea, Temnopleuroida, Toxopneustidae.
UAUUGCAUGCUUAAGUGGAAUAUUACCACAUAAGUUAUCAUGGGGUCGAAAAUGUCAUCAAAUCAUCAUUUAGUUGAAGAACAGUGUGAGGAGCCAGACUGGAAAUUGCGAAGGAAGUCAUAUUCGAUGUCGUCUGCUAUGGAAGGAAGUAAAGGUUCGAACGAUCGCGAUGAAGAUUCGGUGGACGGACAUUCCACUAGUAUGAGUAGAAUCUCUGCUGGUCUGAGUCACGACUUUGGUGAUGAUUACGCUGGAAUGCGAGGAGAGGAGGAAGAACCCGCUUUCGACAUCAACGAGAACUUCGACUUCGAUUCGGACCGACUUACCGUCGACUCAGACAUGAUGACGAUGGACAGUAUAUGUGAUGGGUACGACGUGGUUGAGAUCGGGGACCAUCGCGAUGUCGGCAUCGGUAAACGUCAACGUCCGAGUAGGGCAGCCAUUCUGGCCAGUGACAGAUCAUCCGAGAAAAAUAGUUCACCUGAGAAAGUGAGAAUGCCUAACGGUGACAUUUCACACACUUUACAACAGCUUCAGAAACUUAACAUCAAGAGUAGUGUUCAGCCAGUCGUUUAUAAGAUGGACUAUCCGAGUCGAGGCAAGGCAGUUAUCGUCAACCAGACCCGUUUCGAUCCAAUAACUGGCAUGUCAAACCGGGAAGGAACCGACCCGGACUUGGAAGGACUUGACAGAGUGUUUCGUCAUCUUGGAUUCCGAACAGAGGCUCAUAGUGAUUUGACAGUAGCCGAAUUUAGAAAACUUCUUAUAGAACUCAGCAAUGAAGACUUUAGCAGCGAUGAUUGCCUAAUUUUUAUCGCCAUGAGCCACGGGGAAGAUGGCGCCCUAUACUGUAAAGAUGGCACAGUAGCAGUUGACGAAUUGGCCUUUCGAUUCAAGGGCGUUAUGUGUCCAACACUCGUUGGGAAACCUAAGCUGUUCUUUAUACAGGCAUGCCGAGGAACGCAGAUGGAUCUUGGUGUUCGUACUCCUGCCGUAGAGGGCGACGAUGAACCUGACGCUGCUAUUGCUCAGAAGAUGUUCUAUACAAUCCCAGUGGAGGCUGAUUUCCUCAUGGCAUAUUCAUCAACUCCAGGUUACUACUCGUGGCGAAGUCUCAAGGAAGGAUCCUGGUUCAUACAAGCUAUCAUCACAGUCUUUGAGAAAUACGGAACAUGUAUGGACGUAAAUCAAAUGAUGACACGCGUGAACAGAACAGUUGCCUAUCGAUAUGAAUCGAUAUCCAGUGAUGAGAGAUAUAACGGGCGAAAGCAGAUGCCAUGUUUUGUGUCAACACUCACGAAAGAACUCUACUUCAUACCAAAGAAACAAUGAACGUAUUAUAUUUCAUUUUUAUUUAUUUGUGACAUUAUAUACAGAUAAUGACUGUCAGCAAAAGUUUUACAGUUCAUAUCAUGAAUGCAUAUAGUGACUACCACGCAUGCUGCAUUUUCAACCUUCUUGAGUGACGUUAUUUCAUCAAGUUUCUGGCAUGGCAAGGAGGCAAACUUUAACUUUAGAGUUCCACGUCUAUAGUAUGUAGGCUAAUGAGCACUGUGUAGCGACGUCAGCUUAAAGCAAUGGACGUGUAUCAAACAUAAUACUCGUCGACUAUACACAAUCAACGUACUUUUACUUUUGAUGGAAGCGCCGUGGUGUAGCGGUUCUGACUCUCGCCUUGUAAUCAGAGGGUCGUGUGUUCGAACCCCACAAUGGCCUGGCGUCCUUAGGCAAGGCGUCAAUCCACAAUUUGCCACUCUCCACCCAGGUGUUAAAUGGGUACCCGGU